AUGCGAAAGCUGGGGCCACAUGGCGUCCGAGGUCUCGCGGACAACUUCAACAAGUUCAUCCGUGACUCACUCGUCAACCACGACGACGAGUCGGACCACAACAAGCCAGACAACAACAAGCGUGACGGCCUCUUCCACAUCAAUGACCGUCACCAGCAGCACAUCAUCUUCCGCGACGAAGACGACGUCGACGGAAACCUCCAGCACCAG
Symbiodinium natans is the source of this 210-nucleotide messenger RNA. The record is from the annotation of a GenBank genome assembly. NCBI's taxonomy places the organism in Eukaryota, Dinophyceae, Suessiales, Symbiodiniaceae.